UGUACUGAAUAAGUUAUGCGUGCUGCAAUGCUGGUGCUACUUAUAUGGUUCUUUAUCGGCAUAUCGGCAAGUUAUUGCUCGGUUUCGAGUGAAUCGGAUGUAGUUAAACAUCCUAAUUGGCCAAAGGAUGUUCAAGAUGAUUGUGGUAUAAGCUAUGCUGAUCGGAUAAUUGGUGGUAAAAAUGCUUCGUUGGGGCAAUUCCCCUGGCUGGCUAGGAUCGGAUAUAACAAACGGAAACAUAUUGAGUACGAAUGCGGUGGUACUCUUGUAAGUAAAUUUUUCGUUGUGACUGCCGCUCAUUGUGUGACGAAUUUACCACCAAAUAUUGAAGUUAAGUCCAUCGUCCUCGGUGAAAAUAAUGCAAACACCAAAAUCGACUGUGAUAAUUUUAAUGUGUGCGCCGAUCCACUACAAGAAUUUGGGCCGGAAAAAAUCAUAUUCCCGUCAAAUUACAAUCAUCCAGCGUUUCGGCAUGAUAUUGCAUUGAUUAAACUGAACCGAGAGGCAAAAAUUUCAGAAUGGAUAACUCCCAUAUGUUUACCGUUUGGUGAAUCACUCAGCUUAAACUUAACAAAUUUAACUGGCGAAGUAGCUGGUUGGGGUUUAACAAAUAGUGAUGAUGAAACUGGUACACCUUUUUUGCAGACUGUUAAGAUGCCGAUUCAUUCGCAUGAGAAAUGUGUGCAAAUGUACCGUACUCUAAAAUUAGGCCACGAGCAAAUAUGUGUCGGUGGGGUUGUUGGAAAAGAUUCUUGUGGCGGCGAUAGCGGUGGUCCGUUGAUGAUGGCUGUAAGUGGUUCAGCUGGUCCACGUUACUUCAUUUUUGGCAUUGUGUCAUUUGGUUCGAAAAAUUGUGGCGAAUCAGAAUUGCCAGGCAUUUACACUGAUCUAAGGUAUUAUCUUAAGUGGAUUCUUCAAAAUUUUAGUAAUUCAUUACAGGAAAACGAAAUAUGUUCAACGCCAAACGCAGCUAAAGGGAAGUGCAUUCGAUUCAAGAAAUGUGCGAGUUUAGUGAAAAUUAUUCUGAAAAAUCCAUUAUACGAAGAUGACAUUGAAUUUCUGAAAGAAAGUCAAUGUGGCUACACCACCGAGCCAUUGGUUUGCUGUAGUGAUGCACUGUCUAGAUUGCCCGAAGAAGAAGUAACUGAAUCUGUACCGGAUGUGACUGAAAGCGAUAGCUCUACGUCGGUAUUGUCAAAUCUUUUGCCAGGCAUCGCUAUGUGCAAAGAGGAAUUGGCCAGACGUGUUGUUGGCGGCGAAAAGACUCAAGAGGAUGAAUAUCCGUGGACAGUUUUGCUUCAUUAUAAUAAGCCAAAAAAUACGUCGGGUUUCCACUGUGGCGGGGUUUUAAUCAAUGAACGGUAUAUAUUAACAGCAGCUCAUUGUAUGGCUGCUCCAGCAAUAAAAAAAAUGAAAUGGGUUCUAUCAAGUGUUCGAUUGGGCGAAUAUGACUUAAGCACCGAAGAGGAUUGCUAUAAAGGGGAAUGUAUCGACAAACCUGUUGACAUAAAAGUGGAAAAAUUGAUACCUCACGAGAAUUAUGCUGCCACGUCGAAAUCCCAAGAAAACGAUAUUGCCUUGAUUCGACUAGCAAGACCGGUCAAGUAUACAAAAUACAUUAAGCCUCUUUGUUUGCCUGGUGAUGAGAGCCUGAAAUCUGUCAACUAUGAUGAUAUGGGGCUUGAUGUUGCCGGCUGGGGACAAACGGAAAAUGCUACAUUUAGCAGCGUCAAACUCAAAGUUACAGUACCUGGAGUUCCCCUUUCUGAAUGCAGUAAAAUCUACCAAAAUCGCAAUCGAAUAACAAUUUCCGAAAAACAAUUGUGUGCUGGAGGUGUUCCCGGAAAGGACUCAUGUCGCGGUGACUCGGGAGGACCGCUGAUAGCCGUCGAUAUUUCUAAUCCAGCGAAAUCUUAUUAUUAUUGUGCUGGCAUUGUUUCGUUCGGACCAACUCCUUGUGGCAAGCCUGGUUUUCCUGGAGUUUACACACGUGUUAGUGCCUAUACCGACUGGAUUGUUAAAAACAUUAAGCCUUAUUUGGUGCUGCGCGAAUUCGCACAAUCAUCUGGAGGUUACAGAACGUGCUACACUCCAAAUAAUCAAAACGGGUUGUGCAUUCCGCUCGCAUCUUGUGCCAGUUUGUAUCAACUGAUUCAGAAGAAUCCACUGUACCCAGAGGACCGAAAUUAUUUACGCGCUUCGCAAUGUGACUACAAUCAACAGCCAUACGUAGUGUGCUGUCCGGACUCUAAUAAUACACCAACUCCUACAAGUACUGGCGAAUCGUUAUCUAGUUUACUACCGGCACCUGGAGUAUGCGGUACAGAUAACACAAAUCGUAUAAUUGGCGGUGAGAUUACGAAAAUUGAUGAGUUUCCUUGGAUGGUUUUGAUUGAAUAUUCGAAACCGAACAAUCGACGAGGUUUUCAUUGCGGAGGAGUAUUAAUCAGUGACCGUUACGUACUUACGGCUGGGCAUUGUUGUGUUGGUGCUAUUAAGCAACAAAGAUAUGUUCUGGAAAGUGUAAGAUUAGGAGAAUGGGACACAAAUACCGACACAGACUGUGACAGAGGUGACUGCUCAGAUCCUGCACUGGAUGUGGCUGUUGAGGAAAUCAUUCCACACGAAAACUACAAUCCCAAUUCUAAGACGCAGGAAAACGAUAUCGCAUUGUUGAGACUGUCACAAUCGGUUACUUACACAGACUUCAUCAAACCGAUUUGCUUGCCAAGCGAAAGUGUCAAAAACAAAAACUAUGACGGAAUCAAUCUAGAAGUUGCCGGAUGGGGAAAAACAGAAAAUGUUUCGUUCAGUAAUUUCAAACUUAAGGUAAAAGUUCCUGGCGUAGCCACUGAGAGAUGCAAUUCAGUGUAUAGUCGACACAGCGUCACUUUAGGAGCCGGUCAAUUGUGUGCUGGCGGAACGAAGGGAGCCGAUUCUUGCCGAGGCGAUUCAGGUGGACCGCUGAUGACCGUAGACAGAAACAACCCGAGUCGACCAUUCUGGUACUGUGCGGGCAUCGUUUCGUUUGGACCAUCGCCUUGUGGUAUGGAAGGAUGGCCGGGUGUUUAUACUAGAGUUAGCUCUUACACUGACUGGAUUGUAAGGAAUAUUCGCGCAUAAAAUCCAAAUCGAGAAAAUAAAGAAAAUGUUUUCGGUUUAUUUA
Molecule: messenger RNA, 3166 nt
Organism: Bradysia coprophila
Lineage: Eukaryota; Metazoa; Arthropoda; Insecta; Diptera; Sciaridae
Product: transmembrane protease serine 9-like
Biological process (GO): proteolysis
Molecular function (GO): serine-type endopeptidase activity
Source: RefSeq, a predicted model, not a curated record